CGGCCGGGCUGAGCGAAUGCAGGCGCCGAGCGAGCUGGGAGCGAUUUAAAACGCUUUGGAUUCCCGGGGCCUGGGUGGGGAGAGCGAGCUGGGUGCCCCCUGUAUCCCCCACCCCCAGCACCCCAUGAGCCGACCCUCGGCCCCAUGGAGCCCGGCAAUUAUGCCACCUUGGACGGGGCCAAGGAAAUCGAAGGCUUGCUGGGAGCCGGAGGGAGUCGGAAUCUGGUCGCCCACUCCCCACUGACCAGCCACCCAGCGGCGGCGCCUACGCUUAUGCCCGCUGUCAACUACGCCCCCCUGGAUCUGCCAGGCUCUGCGGAACCACCAAAGCAGUGCCACCCAUGCCCCGGGGUGCCCCAGGGGGCGUCCCCAGCUCCGGUGCCCUACGGCUACUUUGGAGGCGGGUACUACUCCUGCCGAGUGUCCCGGAGCUCGCUGAAACCCUGUGCCCAGGCGGCCACCCUGGCUGCCUACCCUGCGGAGACUCCUGCGGCCGGGGAGGAGUACCCCAGCCGCCCCACCGAGUUUGCCUUCUACCCGGGGUACCCGGGACCCUACCAGCCUAUGGCCAGUUACCUGGAUGUGUCGGUGGUGCAGACCUUGGGUGCCCCUGGGGAGCCUCGCCAUGACUCCCUGCUGCCUGUGGACAGUUACCAGCCCUGGGCCCUCACCGGUGGCUGGAACAGCCAGAUGUGUUGCCAGGGAGAACAAAACCCACCGGGUCCCUUCUGGAAGGCGGCAUUUGCAGACUCGAGCGCGCAGCACCCUCCAGACGGCUGCGCCUUCCGCCGCGGCCGCAAGAAACGCAUUCCCUACAGCAAGGGGCAGCUGCGGGAGCUGGAGCGCGAGUAUUCGGCUAACAAGUUCAUCACAAAAGACAAGAGGCGCAAGAUCUCGGCGGCCACCAGCCUCUCAGAGCGCCAGAUCACCAUCUGGUUUCAGAAUCGCCGGGUCAAGGAGAAGAAAGUCCUCGCCAAGGUCAAAACCAGCGGUAUUCCUUGAGGGAGCUCCCUGGCUGUGCCUGGGGAGGGGGGAGGAGGAAGUCGGAGUAUCCUGGGGAGACCAGGAGCCUGCCACAGCCAGGCUGGGGCCCAGGACUCUGCUGAGAGGCCCCCAGAGGUGACACUCUUCCCAGACCAAUGCUCCUGGGCUGUUCCUCAGGGACAGCUUGGGUACCCCAUUGGUCCCAGAGAGCCAGCGAGGCCCAGAGUUACAGCCCAGUCCACCAGGUAACAUCACCCAAAGGACCUUGUCCCAGUCAUAAUCAUUCAUCCUGGCAAUGGCAAUAAUCACCAUAACCAGUAAUAGUUGCCAUGAUAAUUAGUAUCAUACUUUCUAUCUAGAGCUCUGUAGAGCACUUUAGAAACUGCUUUCAUGGAUUGAGCUGAUUACGAAUAAACUUGGAA
This is a messenger RNA of Lipotes vexillifer (Yangtze River dolphin), 1406 nucleotides long. It is a transcript of the gene HOXB13, whose product is annotated as homeobox B13. Gene Ontology annotation, biological process: regulation of DNA-templated transcription. The record is from RefSeq and is a predicted model, not a curated record. NCBI's taxonomy places the organism in Eukaryota, Metazoa, Chordata, Mammalia, Artiodactyla, Lipotidae. Bases 145 to 1002 code for a protein of 285 amino acids. The transcript has 2 exons. Gene Ontology annotation, molecular function: DNA-binding transcription factor activity, RNA polymerase II-specific; DNA binding.